This is a messenger RNA of Dothidotthia symphoricarpi CBS 119687, 3431 nucleotides long. Its product is annotated as DUF726-domain-containing protein. The transcript is spliced from 3 exons. The record is from RefSeq and is a predicted model, not a curated record. The coding region runs from base 60 to 3431 and encodes 1123 amino acids. NCBI's taxonomy places the organism in Eukaryota, Fungi, Ascomycota, Dothideomycetes, Pleosporales, Dothidotthiaceae.
CCCUGACACGCCCAUCCUCUCUAUCUGCGAUUUCCACCCUUUGACGCGUAUAUUCCAACAUGUCGGACAAACCAGGCAUACCCGCGUGGCAAAGCGCCAGCAAUUCCUCUACACCACCCGCUGACCCCGAGUCGACGACGUCCGAACAGUCCGAACAACCUGAACAGCCUGAACAUCCUGAACAUCCUGAACAGCCAGUAGAGGACAGCGCGACACCUGUCGCAGGGGAACUUACGAGUACCGAGAGCGAUGAAGAGACAUCAAGCCCAUCGUUGUUGGAACAAGCGUCACGGUUCCUCGAUGAUCCUACAAUUCGCGAUGCGCCUAGGGAGAAGAAGGUUGCGUUCCUGCAAUCGAAGAAUGUUGCGCCCGAGGACAUUGAAAGUCUACUAGAGACGGCAACAGAAGUGAGCACAUCACCAGAUCUUGAAGAACUUGGAGAACGGACAUGGGCUGUGGCACCUCAAAACCCCGCCCAAGCCCCGGCUCCCAUACCUCAGCCUCGCGAGCUGCCCCCAAUUGUCACAUACCCGGAGUUCCUCGCGCAAACCGAACAACCUCCGCCGCUCAUUACUACCAAACGCCUGUUGACCACAGCCUAUGUAGCAGGAGGACUCAUGUCGACCAUAUAUGGACUAUCAAAAUUCAUCAUCGGACCCAUGGCGCAGAACCUCGCAGAGUCACGGCACGAUUUUGCGACCCAUACACAAGACCAACUGAAGGAAUUCAACCAGAAGCUAGGUGACCUGGUAUCAGUCGACCCGGCAAGUGUAUCCAAGACAAGCGCUUCAGAAAUGGGAGACGAUGUGUCGGAAGCAGACUCGGACCCCACAGAGCUGUACCACCGCGACUACGGAACACAAACUACUCCCAAUCUAUCCCGACGGCCCUCACAUUCGUCCAACCCCGACCCCGAGCCCAUCGUUUCAGCCCAAGAAGAUCGGCUCAAGAAGAUCUCCGCUCAUCUGCGUGAAAUAACAGCGAACAAAACCCACGACCGCGUAUCUGCAGGUUCAGUGAGAACAAAGGUGUCUGACUUGACUUCGUACCUGAGCGAGAUGAGCUACCAGAACCAGUACUAUUCUAGUUCCAAUAACUUCUACGGGUCAAGUUUUAGCCUGCCGUCGGGCAAAGAUGGGAAGAACGAUCAGAUAGAAGUUCUUAAGAACGAUAUCAGAGCUGUCAAAGGCGUUUUCCUUAGCGCAAGGAACUUCCCUGUGGGUGGGCAGAGUGUAUCACCGAUGCCGAUGGGAAAGGCAGAUCGAUCUGGGACUUGUAUCACGAUGCAAAGCUUCACGUCAAAAUUGCCCUUCGGGCAGUCGAAGCCCUCACACGAGGACGAGACAUCACUUACCACGCUUCUCACUGCAGAUCAAUGCGCCGAUCUUACAUUCCUCAUAGCCACCAUCACGGCGACAAUGCGGCAGUCGCUGCUAGACACAUUCACGGCCGAAGAAACACCACUUGAUGCAACCCCCUCGCAAUCAGAGGAACAGGCACUCGCAACUGAGCCUUCUGACAGCGCAAAUGUGUCCGAUGGAGACAAGAUCAAGAAACAGAGAGAAAGCCGGGAAGCGGACACAAGGCAAGAGUUGGCGAAGCCAGAAGUGCAGGAGCUCAAGAAAGCCAUGUUGGCAUAUUUUGACGGGUGGAGAGGCAAGGUCAUUGGUAGAGUUGGUGAGAUUGUGAACUCAAGGCAUGAAGCAAAAGAGCAGACGAAACAUGUCAAAGGCGAAAAGGUGGAGGAGCUGGUCAAGAAAUCUGAGGCCGUGACGACUAGUAUUCGUGAUCUAGGCGAGGGCGCUGAAGACGAAGACACUGCUUUCAAAGCACUGUACCCUCCCAUCGACACCGUCCUGACAGACCUGGAAGAGAACAAGAGAGCGUUGAUUCUACACUCCCUUGUUCUCAUCCUACUCAGCCUGGAAACGUACUCAGCACAUUCACGCAUCCUAGUCCUCCACCUCACGAGCUCGCUCAACCUCAGUCUCUCGAUUCUCAAGAAGGACGAAGAGACAGUCGCCCAAGGCCUCCUAGAAGCAGCCUCCCAGCAGCUCAAUGCCGACGCCGAGACGAAAAAGGCAGCUGAGGCAUCCCAAACAGCACGCAAAUGGAAAGUUGGCCUCGCAUCCGUCGCUGGCGCAGCACUCAUUGGCGUUACGGGCGGCCUCGCAGCCCCACUCCUAGCAGCUGGUGUCGGUAGCGUAAUGGGUGGCCUGGGCCUUGGAGCUACAGCCGCAGCAGGUUAUCUCGGGACAUUGGCCGGAUCCAGCGUCCUUGUUGGAGGGUUGUUUGGUGCAUAUGGAGCGAAGAUGACCGGUCGAGCCAUGGACGACUACGCACGCCAAGUUGAGGAUUUCGCCUUCCUACCCAUACACCACUCACAGGACCCUGAAAAACAAGACAACGGUGCGCGCCGCCUCCGCGUCGCUAUUGCUAUCUCGGGCUGGCUGCGCGAACCAGAUGAGGUUGUGGCGCCGUGGCGUUACAUAGGUACUAGCACAGAAGGCUUCGCGCUGCGCUGGGAACUUGAUGCGCUUCUCAACCUCGGACAUAGUCUCGAGACAUUUGUCAUGAGUAAGGCUUGGGGAUACGCGAAGGCGAAGAUCAUCGAGCAGACAAUAUUCGCUGCGCUGAUGGCGGGCUUGUGGCCCCUCAGCCUCCUGAAGAUGGCGUCGCUACUCGACAACCCGUAUUCGCUCGCGAAGUACCGUGCUGAGAAGGCGGGCGAGGUUCUUGCUGAUGCACUGAUUAACAAGGUGCAAGGUGAACGACCGGUUACGCUUGUGGGAUAUUCGCUGGGUGCGAGACUCAUCUUUACCUGCCUCCAUAAGCUCGCAGAACGCAAAGCGUUUGGCCUUGUCGAGAACGUUGUCCUACUGGGUGCAGCAUGUCCGUCUGAUGCCGCAGACUGGCGGUCCAUUCGCGCGGUAGUGAGCGGCCGCGUUGUCAACGUGUUCUCAAAACAAGACUACAUCCUCGGCUUCCUUUAUCGUACAUCUUCCAUCCAGCUCGGCGUCGCUGGCCUGCAGCCCGUCCUGGGCGUGCAUGGCGUGCAAAACGUCGAUGUCAGCGAGUUGGUCGACGGCCACCUACAAUACCGAUUCAUCACCGGCUCGAUUCUGCGCAAGAUCGGCUUCGAGGAUGUAGAUGUGCACGAAGUCGAGCGUGCGGAGUCUGAGAUGGCAGCCCAGAAAGCAAAGGAGGAGAAGGAGAAGAACCAGAGGGAUGGUGAGCCUGUGACAGAAGAAGAUGCUGAAGAGGAGAAGAAGCGGUUGGAGACGGAGGUCAAGAAGAAGAACGAACAGAGUUAUCUGCAGAUUAUGCAACAGAAGACGAAGAAUAUUGAUAUCGGCGGCUUCUUGAGUGGCAAGGGAGGGAAGGCUGAGCCGGAGAAGGUAGAACACAAAGCGGGCCCAAAGACGGAUUAA